Cordyceps militaris CM01 is the source of this 3429-nucleotide messenger RNA. RefSeq names its product ribosome biogenesis protein (Bms1), putative. Gene Ontology annotation, biological process: endonucleolytic cleavage of tricistronic rRNA transcript (SSU-rRNA, 5.8S rRNA, LSU-rRNA); maturation of SSU-rRNA from tricistronic rRNA transcript (SSU-rRNA, 5.8S rRNA, LSU-rRNA); ribosome biogenesis. The record is from RefSeq and is a predicted model, not a curated record. Gene Ontology annotation, molecular function: U3 snoRNA binding; GTP binding; GTPase activity. The transcript is spliced from 2 exons. Bases 1 to 3429 code for a protein of 1142 amino acids. Gene Ontology annotation, cellular component: 90S preribosome; nucleus. Lineage: Eukaryota; Fungi; Ascomycota; Sordariomycetes; Hypocreales; Cordycipitaceae.
AUGGAGCAGCUACACAAGCCGCACCGCAAAUCCAAGGAGAGGAAGGAGAAGAAGGAGAAGAGCGCCGGAGAGCGCAAUCCCAAGGCUUUUGCCUUUGCGCGACCCGGAAAGCUCCAGCGGGCGGCUGCUCGGUCUUCAGAUAUUAAAGAAAGGCGUUUUCACGUUCCUCAAGUCGAUAGACUGCCAGAGGAGGCGCCUCCUCGCCUUGUCGCCCUCGUCGGCCCUCCUGGCGUGGGAAAGACGACCUUGCUCAAGUCUCUGAUCCGAAGAUACGCCAAAGAAACCAUCACCGACCCUCAAGGCCCCAUUACCGUCAUUACUUCGAAGAAGCAGCGUCUUACCUUUGUUGAGUGUCCCAAUGAGCUCGAGGCAAUGGUCGAUAUUGCCAAGGUGGCCGACAUUGUCCUGCUGCUCAUUGACGGCAACUACGGCUUCGAAAUGGAAACGAUGGAAUUUCUCAAUAUUCUCGCCGCCACCGGUAUGCCUGGCAAUGUCUUCGGUGUUCUGACACAUUUGGAUCUUUUCCGAAAGCCACAGGCGCUCAAGGAGGCCAAGAAGAGGCUCAAGAAGAGACUUUGGACAGAACUUUACCAAGGAGCCCACCUCUUCUUCUUGUCCGGUGUCAUGAACGGCCGCUAUCCUGACCGCGAAAUCCACAACCUUUCCCGCUUUCUUUCCGUAAUGAAGAACCCACGCCCUCUCAUCUGGCGCAACGCCCAUCCAUAUACGAUAAUCGACAGUUUCCGCGACAUCACCCAUCCUACCAAGAUUGAAGCCGAUCCGAAAUGCGACCGAUCCAUCGUUCUGUCCGGUUACCUCCGAGGCACAAAUUUCGCAGCUCAGAAUCAACGAGUGCAUAUCCCAGGUCUUGGCGAUUUUACCAUCGCCAACAUGGAAGUUCAGCCGGAUCCCUGCCCUACACCCGCCAUGGAACAGGCUCUUGCCAAGAUCACAGGCAAGACAGGUCGGAGACGACUAGACGAAAAAGAAAAGAGGCUACAUGCACCCAUGUCGGACCGCAGUGGCUUGAAGAUUGACGGCGACGCCAUCUGGAUCACGAAAGAAAACGGCUUCUCUUUUGAUAGGGAUGCUGAGGAUGGUGGUGAGCGUGGCGAAGGCGAAGAAAUGAUCAUCGGCCUUCAGGGCGAGCGUAGGCUCCUCGGCCAUACAGACGAGGGUCUGCAGCUCUUCCAAGGCGGGGAAACCCUCAAGGAUGUACCAGACGAGGAAGACACUGGUCGCAAAACUCAACGUAAAGCGCGACUGGCUGAGCGCGACGGCGAUGACGACCAAGACAUGGAGGUUGAUGGCUACGCUAGCGGUAGUGAUGAUGUGGCAUCCGAAGCUGAAUUCGACGAGGAGAAGCUGGGAAACGUGUUCCGCAAGGACGCGGAUAAGGAGAACGCCGAGGACGAUAUUGCGUUUGCCGACAGCGACUCCGACUUGGGUUCCAUGUCAGAGGCUGACGAGGAAGAAGAGGAAGACUACGACUCAGACGAGGAAGCCGCUGCGCUAAGGUGGAAGGAUGACCUGACUGGCAAGGCUUUCAAAAUGCAUGGUCGCAAGCGCUCUUACCACACCGGCGACUUGGCACGGUACAUGUACGAUACAUCUAUGACAGCCGAAGAGGCCCUGAAGCGAUGGAGGAACGAUGAAGAGGAAGAAAGGGAAGAGAACAUUGAAGAUGACGAUGACGAUUUUUUCAAGAAGACCUCGCAAGAAACAGAUGAUCUCGCAGAAGACCGCUACAUUCCGGAUUACGAUUACCAAGACCUGGCGACCAAGUGGGCGGAGGAGGAGCAUAUGGAGGCUCUGCGGCGCAAGUUCACAACAGCCGAUCUGAGCCGCCGCAACGGCGACGGCGACGACGGCGAAAGCUGGAACGGCGCCUCAGACGCCGAGGACAGCGAAGGCGACGGCCAGUUUGAAGAUCUCGAAGCCGGCGACGGCCAACCCGCGGCUGCGGCGCAGCCAACCGCCGAGGAUAUCGAGGCGGAGCGCGAGAAGAACGCGCGCCGCAAGGAGGAGCUCCGACAGCGGUUCGAGGAGGAGGAUCGCGACGGCUUCCUCAACGACAAGGCCAACGCGCGUCGCGAGGGCGGCGACGACGCGCAAGAAUUCGGCGAGGACGACUGGUACGACGCGCAAAAGGCGCAGAUCCAGACGCAGCUCGACAUCAACAAGGAGUCGUACGCGGAGCUGGACGAGCGGCAGCGGACGGCCGUCGAGGGCUUCCGCGCGGGCCGGUACGCCAAGCUCGUGCUCGAGGGGGUGCCGUCCGAGUUUGUCGCGCGCUUCGACGCGCGGACGCCCGUCAUCGUCGGCGGCCUCACGCCGACCGAGGACCGCUGGGGCUACGUGCAGGUGCGCAUCAAGCGGCACCGGUGGCACCGCAAGAUCCUCAAGACCAACGACCCGCUCAUCUUCUCGCUCGGCUGGCGCCGCUUCCAGACGCUGCCCGUCUACUCCAUCUCGGACUCGCGCACGCGCAACCGCAUGCUCAAGUACACGCCCGAGCACAUGCACUGCUUCGGCACAAUCUACGCGCCCCUCAUCGCGCCCAACAGCGGCUUCGUCUGCUUCAACUCUCUGGCCGCUGGCACGCCAGGCUUCCGCAUCGCCGCCACCGGCACCGUGCUGUCCGUCGACGAGUCGACCGAGAUUGUCAAGAAGCUCAAGCUCACCGGCACGCCGUACAAGAUUUUCAAAAACACCGCCUUCAUCAAGGACAUGUUUACCACGUCGUUAGAAAUCGCCAAGUUUGAGGGCGCCGCCAUCAAGACCGUCUCCGGCGUCCGCGGCCAGAUCAAGCGCGCCCUAUCGAAGCCCGACGGCCACUUCCGCGCCACCUUUGAGGACAAGAUCCUCCUCAGCGACAUCGUCUUCCUCCGCGCGUGGUACCCCGUCAAGCCGCGCCGCUUCUGCAACCCCGUCACCAACCUCAUCGGCUGGCAGCCCAUGCGCCUGACCGGCGAGGUCCGGCGCGACCAGGGGCUGACGGCGCCGCAGCAGAAGAACAGCCAGUACCGCCCCAUUGAGCGCCAGGACCGCCACUUCAACGCCCUCAAGGUGCCCCGCGCCCUCGCCGCCUCGCUGCCCUACAAGUCGAAAAUCACCGUGACCAAGCCGCAGAAGAAGAAGACGUACAUGCAGAAGCGCGCCGUCGUGGCGACCGCGGGAGCGGAGGAAAAAAAGGCGCGCGCGCUCUUGCAGCAGCUGCUCACGGUGCGCAAGGACGUCGCCGCCAAGCGUCGCACGAAAAAGGAGGAGACGCGCGCCGUGUUCAAGAAGAAGAUGGCCGACAAUGUCGCCAAGAAGGAGGCCAGGGAGAAGCGCGAGACAAAGGAGUUUUGGCGCAAAAAUGGCCGCAAGAGGGCCGCCGGCGACGAGGGCGGUGGUGGCGGGGGCGGCAAGCGUGGCAGAAAGUAG